GGAAAUAUUUACAUAGAAAACACAGUAUAGUUUCGUUGGCUUCAUUUGGAUUCAAGCUCUGAGAUGGAAAUUGUUUUGGAUCCUUUCAGAACCCCUCUAAUUAAACGUCCCUACCGGUUACCACUAGGAGAUAGGUAGUGUGAGUAAAGCAGCAAGCGAUUGCCGAGCUCUUGUCUCAAGUAGCUGCGAUAUGGACGUUCUAAUUCCUGCUUUAUAUCUUAAGAGGGUUAUAAACGCUGUAGCAAUAAUUGCUCUCUGCGUCUUCACGCCUCUCAUAACCAUUCUCAAUGGAUUCGUUCGUGGAAGUCAGUCCCGUCCUUUUGUAGAUGUAGAUGGGGUGUAGUUCUGUAAGUUCAAUAUUGUGUUGGAAAUUUUUGUAUCCACGACUAUUUUCUUACAAUGGAGAACCAGGUUUUAAUCACUGUGUUCACAUUGAGCUUACUUACAUCUCCGAAUCAGGCUUCUGACGGAAGCUUUCCAAGCUUUAAAAUGAGCAAUGAGGAUUGUACCUACGAACUAAAUGUGAAAAACAACCUGAUUAAUGUCUCAUGUGGCCGGAACGUUACCGUUCGAAUACACGACAAAAAUGGUGUUAUUUCAAUGACAGGCCGAAAAUCCGACAAUCUGUGGUUUCAAAAUGGCGCUCGAACUGGCGGAGGGCUAUUUCGACCCAACAAAACAUCAUCAAGCUUUGGAGUAAAUAAUCGAGCAUCUUCUAAACUUAAAGAUUCGACAACAAUUCUUAAACGAAUGAAGAAGAAACUUGGAUUCAGACAGAGAGUCUUAAAUAAUAUUACAACAGAUUUGAAAAAUGGCGACGUCGAAGUACAAAACGACCUUUCUAGAUUGCGAGAUCUACAGGCUGGUAACGCUCUUGCUCUAGAAAACGUUGCUGCCACUUUGACAAACCAGUACAGAUUUCUUAGCAUGGCCAUGUUGGCUCAGAACGCCGAAAUGAAGGCGUUGAUUACAACAAUGAACUCAAUGAUCGUGGCGACACAAAAGUCUGUUCGAGGCAGCCUGGCUGUCAAUGAUCAACUACAGGAGGAAAUUGUUCUCUUAAACACGGCCCUUCAGAGGGCCAACAUCUCCAAACCGGACAAAAGAAAAGAUUUUUGUCCAAGACACCUUGCGGCCAUUAUUCCUGGAGGUGAGGAGUUGCCCGUCGGUAUCGCUCAGGGAACGUUUAUGAAAGAUCCUAUCCCCGGUGGACAGAUAUGGGUUACCUACGGAUAUAGUGACCUCAAUGAAAUAGCUGAGUUUGACUCUCAUCAGUCUUUCACUUUCGACACAGCAACGAAGAAGCACACGCUUCCGUUCUUCUGCGAAGGUACUGGUCACGUGGUUUUCAAAAACUGCCUGUACUGUCACAAGGUAAUGACGAAUAAAAUCGUCAAGUUUAAUUUAAUGGAGGGACGCUGGGUUGGCGAGCUACCUCUCCCCGGUGGAGCUGGGUCCCAUAACACGUACCCAUACGAGUCGGGCAUAUUCACGGAUGUCGAUUUCGCCGUUGAUGAACUGGGAUUAUGGGUAAUCUACGCGACAGAGACAUCUGGAGGUCAUAUUGUUAUUAGUAAACUUGAUGACCUAAAUUUCGUCAUCACCCAGUCCUGGACAACGGAUAUUACCAAGGUGGACGUAGGCAACGCAUUCAUGAUCUGUGGUGUCCUGUAUUGUGUGGAUUCGUACAAGAAAGUUCCCACGUUCAUCAAGUAUAUAUAUAACACAAACAAUGGUGGCAAGCGUGUUUUGGCGGAGGGCGUACUUCCAUUUAAAAAUUCCAUCAGUACUAACUAUGCCCAGAACUACAUGCUGGACUACAACCCAUUGGACGAGAAGCUGUAUGCGUGGAACCACGGCCGCAUCGAGAUAUACACGCUGACUCUGGAGGCCAACUAAAGAUACCAAAACCGUACGAACGGAACCACGGCCUGGUGACAAUUAUUAAUGUCAAUCUGACUCUAGAGUCAAACUAAAGAUACCAAAACCGUACGAACGGAACCACGGCCUUGUGACAAUUAUUAAUGUCAAUCUGACUCUAGAGUCAAACUAAAGAUACCAAAACCAUACGAACGGAACCACGGCCUGGUGACAAUUAUUAAUGUCAAUCUGACUCUGGAGGCCAACUAAAGAUACCAAAACCGUACGAACGGAACCACGGCCUUGUGACAAUUAUUAAUGUCAAUCUGACUCUAGAGUCAAACUAAAGAUACCAAAACCGUACGAACGGAACCACGGCCUGGUGACAAUUAUUAAUGUCAAUCUGACUCUAGAGUCAAACUAAAGAUACCAAAACCGUACGAACGGAACCACGGCCUUGUGACAAUUAUUAAUGUCAAUCUGACUCUAGAGUCAAACUAAAGAUACCAAAACCGUACGAACGGAACCACGGCCUUGUGGCAAUUAUUUAUAUCAAUCUGACACCAAUCUAAUUAAAAUUAGACUUGUAAUUCCGUUCCUCUACGAUACACUGCAAUACAAGAUAUAACAACACCCCGUAGGAGGUCAUCUCAGCAUGACCUUUGAGCUUUAAAUAUAAGCCAAUGAUAAUUGUUCAAUGACGUCAUCAGUCAACCAAUGACAGACAGCCUUAUACGAACCUUCGGUUGCGUCUCCUUAGUAUUGAAGACUCAAAUUAGCGCUUGAUUUGAAAUACGCAAAAUUUCACAAACUUUGGUAGACUACUCAAAUGGCUACGAUAAUAAAAAAAAAGUUGCUAAUUCUCUGGGCGUUACAUUGAAAGAAGAACAGAAAACGAUAAGGCUUAUAUAUUGUCUUAGUUGACAGGACGGACUGUGUUGCCAACUGGAUUUCGAAAACCGUUACCGUACACGUUAUUCCCUACGAAACUAGUUUUACACGACGCUGCUGUCUUCACUGUGUCUCUCUCUGUUUCGUAUGAUUAAUGAAAAAUCUCACAGGCAGCACCCGUUUGUAAAAAUAUAAAUCUGUUGAAGUGUUCUCGGUGAGGUGGAGUGGGUGAAGCCAUGUUGUUUACCGUUGCUAUCGACCAUCGGGAACAUUACGUAAGUAUUUAUACUUCCGAAGAAUGAAAUCACACCGAAAAUUUCGUAGGCGACGCGCUGAUUGGCUGAGCUCAAAGGUCAUGCUGAGAUGAACUCCUACGGGGCAUCGUUAGAUCUUGUAUUGCAGUGUAUCGUAGAGGAACGGAAAUUACAAGUCUAAUUUUAAUUAGAUUGAUCUGACACUAGAGUCAAACUAAAGAUACAACAUGACACGACAAGCGUAACAUCUCUCAAACAACGAGAGAAGGUGUGUUUUUUCCUUUAGAGUUAUGAACGUACGUCACUGAGAGAGAGAAAUACCUUUAUCAAAACAUAGAGCAUGGCGCAUACAUGUACAAUUUCAUCUGCCAACCUACCUUAACAGAACCGUGCCAAACAUAUAUAACUGAAGAUGUCCUAGGAUGUUUUACUAACAACAUUCAGAAGGAAGAAUCUGCUACAAAGCAUUAUCUCUACAUAUUAUCUAACGGUCCAACGGCACGUCGUAAUAAUGGAUACACCUCCCUCACAACACUUAGUCACUGGAUUACGGCACGUCGUAAUAAUGGAUACACCUCCCUCACAACACUUAAAGUCACUGGAUUAUGUUACAUCGUAUUAAUGGAUACACCUCCCUCACAACACUUAAAGUCACUGGAUUACGUUGCAUCGUAGUAAUGGAUACACCUCCCUCACAACACUUAACGCACUGGAUUAUGUUACAUCGUAUUAAUGGAUACACCUCCCUCACAACACUUAAAGUCACUGGAUUAUGUUACAUCGUAUUAAUGGAUACACCUCCCUCACAACACUUAAAGUCACUGGAUUACGUUGCAUCGUAGUAAUGGAUACACCUCCCUCACAACACUUAAAGUCACUGGAUUAUGUUACAUCGUAGUAAUGGAUACACCUCCCUCACAACACUUAAAGUCACUGGAUUACGUUGCAUCGUAGUAAUGGAUACACCUCCUUCACAACACUUAACCCACUGGAUUGCGUUACAUUGUAAUUAUAGAUACACCUCCCUCACAACACUUAAAGUCACCGGAUUAUGUUACAUCGUAGUAAUGGAUACACCUCCCUCACAACACUUAAAGUCACUGGAUUACGUUGCAUCGUAGUAAUGGAUACACCUCCUUCACAACACUUAACCCACUGGAUUGCGUUACAUUGUAAUUAUAGAUACACCUCCCUCACAACACUUAAAGUCACUGGAUUACGUUGCAUCGUAGUAAUGGAUACACCUCCCUCACAACACUUAACCCACUGGAUUGCGUUACAUUGUAAUUAUAGAUACACCUCCCUCACAACACUUAAAGUCACUGGAUUACGUUACAUCGAUACAACAUCUAUAUAAUUCAAUCCAGCCUAUCCAAUAUUUGUGAUUGUCCCCCUUGUAGCAAAUGCGUUUUUGAAACACCACUAUACGAUACAUAGCCACCAAGUUUAUUAAGACCAACAUUUCAUACCAAUACAUGCAUGAUACGUCCCAAAAUACAUAGCCAAAUAUUUUUGCUAUGUCAAAAGUUACUUCAUGAUUGUUAUAUAAAACAUUUGUGUUGUCGCACAAUGAAUAGCCAAUAUGUUUGUGUUGUCUCAUAAUGUAUAUAUAAUUAUUUAUCUACCUGGAUUCACGGUUGGGUGUCCCUAUCAACACUAUACAAAUAACGUAUGAGAUACUGCACAUAAAAUCGUGUCGAACAUUGAUUACCUUGGGUAAUUGACUAGGAAAUAUGUAAAGUCUAAUAAUCAAAUCAAAUUCGGAAUUAAACUUUCGAGUCGAUAUGACUAGAUGUUUAGUUUGUUGUUCAAUAUUACAAUGCUAUACUAGCAUUGUUGGAAUUAAAUGCCCAGUGCAAUACGUGUAAAUACUAUGCUCGGGUAUGUAAUUUCGUUCAUUGUUUUGCUUUAUACAAAGGAAGCGUUUUAGUUUAGUAAAUCAUGUUACGUGACAUUUAUGGACAAGGUCACAGAACGUGUAACAGACCAUACGGUUACCAUCCAAACCCAGAAUUGACCUUGACCAAACCACGUGUGGUUUUGGCAGUGGAGGACAAAGCUUUGUAAAUAUGUACGAUAAAUCACUGUCCAUUUGAUUUCAAACAUUAAUCCGUUUUUUCUAUACACAAUGUAUUUUCAUUCAAGUGCAAUGAGUUUUGUGAAAUAAAAAUAACUGAGUUAUAA
This is a messenger RNA of Pecten maximus, 5189 nucleotides long. RefSeq names its product noelin-2-like. The coding region runs from base 400 to 1899 and encodes 499 amino acids. The record is from RefSeq and is a predicted model, not a curated record. The transcript has 2 exons. Gene Ontology annotation, biological process: signal transduction. Lineage: Eukaryota; Metazoa; Mollusca; Bivalvia; Pectinida; Pectinidae.